Messenger RNA from Brassica oleracea var. oleracea, 1179 nucleotides. Its product is annotated as NAC domain-containing protein 5-like. The record is from RefSeq and is a predicted model, not a curated record. The transcript has 4 exons. Gene Ontology annotation, biological process: regulation of DNA-templated transcription. Gene Ontology annotation, molecular function: DNA binding. Lineage: Eukaryota; Viridiplantae; Streptophyta; Magnoliopsida; Brassicales; Brassicaceae. Bases 120 to 959 code for a protein of 279 amino acids.
CUCCUCCCCACUUAACUUGCAGAACAACAACAAUGGAGAAAGCUCUCUUCCGAUCAUCUUUCGUUUUUUAAUACUUUGUUUUCGUUUUAAGCUAAACUCGUUUGUCCCCUACUAAAAAAAUGGAAAAUCGAGUGGGUUUCAGAUUCAUUCCUACGGACCAGGAGAUCGUGGACUAUUACAUCAGGCUCAAAAACAUCGGUGGUUCGGACACUAACCAUGUCGAUAAAGCCAUUGGAGCAGUCGACAUCUGUAGCUUCGAUCCUUGGGAGUUACCUUCCAAGUCACGGAGGGAAUCGAGAGAUCAGAUUUGGUAUUUCUUUUGUCGGAAGGACAACAGAGGAGAGAGACAGAGCAGAAAAACCAAGUCUGGUUUCUGGAAGAAAACUGGACCUACAAUGGAUAUCUUCCAAAAGAGAGGAGAUCGCGAGAAGAUCGGUGAGAAAAGGGUUUUGGUGUUUCACUUGAGCGGUUGCAAAUCGAAAUCAGCUUGGGUCAUGCACGAAUACGUGGCUACCUUCUUGCCUCCUACUGAUCACAUGACGUAUACAUUGUGUAAAUUAAAGUUCAAGGGUGACGCCAGUGAUUUACCUUCUUCUUCUGGUGCUGACGGCGGCGGCGACGGUGGUUGCGGCGACGGUGGUGGUGGUGGAGGUGACGGCGACGGCGGUGGUGGUGACGGUUAUGAUGGUGGUGAUGGUUGUGGCGGCGUCGACGGCGACGGUGGUGGUGCUGGCGAUUGUGAUGGUGGUGGUGGCGGUGGCGGUUUUGAUGGUGGUGGUGGCGGCGGUGGAGUUGAUGAGCAUAAUCAAUUUCUCAUCACUCAUAACUCUGGUGGAUAUGAGUUUAAUGUUUCAACCGAUGAUUUCAACUGUUUUCUCAAUUACAAUGAUGAUGAGGAGCAGGGGAAUACUAUGUUUAUGCAGUACGAUCGUAACACUUACAGACCAAACUGUCCCUAAUUCUACUUUGUGCCACUACUCAAAUCAUUUUGUUGCUUCUAAUUUGAUAUGAUUCAAGGUGAGCAAAAGCAGUCUUGAUGCCUCCAAGGAGAAUAUGAUGAUGUACAAGGGACUGAGAUGGGAGAAUACCAUAAAAUGGAUCUAGAGGUCAUCAACAACAAAAGAGGAAGUUUCUUUUACAGGAAAAUCCGAAGAUGCAUCAAGAAAACUCUGCUAUGUU